Gekko japonicus is the source of this 648-nucleotide messenger RNA. Its product is annotated as chromosome unknown open reading frame, human C11orf42. The annotation marks the transcript as partial. The transcript has 2 exons. The record is from RefSeq and is a predicted model, not a curated record. NCBI's taxonomy places the organism in Eukaryota, Metazoa, Chordata, Lepidosauria, Squamata, Gekkonidae.
AUGGACGGUGGGACCCAGACCCUGGCGCUUGGGGAGGCUGAUGCCAGCUGGGAGCUCAUCAGGGACAAGGUGAUCGAGGAGCGCUUCGGGCCGACGGUGGUGCCCGUCCCCUUCCUGGAAGACGCCGCCUCCUACGACCUGCUGACCGUCCUCAUCAAGAAGCCCCAGCUGGGGCAGAGCCUCCUGCGCCGGCCGCGCUGCCUGGUGCCCGUCGGGCCCCUGGAGAACCUGCUGCACGGGGCCACGGCCGCCCGGGAGCUGACCCACUGCACCCGCGAGUACAACGCCCGGGUGCGGGGCGAGUCGCGCUACGAGGAGACGCGGCUGGUGGACGGGGCCCUGCGGCACAUCCACCUGACCCUGGCCGGCGUCCACAAGAAGGUGGCCUUCCUGGUCCUGCGGCCCGGGGCGGUGGCCCUGCGGCCGGACCUGCCCUGGCUGCGCGGCCAGAGCAGCCUCUACAUCAUCUACGAGGUCUUCUACUGCGGCAGCCUCGGCCUGGCCGUGGCCCAGGGGGCCGAGCACCGCGCCCUGCAGCUGGAGCAGCCCCUGCCCGUGGCCUUCUCCUGCCUCAAGUUCGCCCUCAGCAGCAAGGGGGUGCUGGGCUCCCAGAAGCCCAUGGGCCACAGCCUGCCCGCCAGGGCCGCC